AUGGGCCAACCUACACCCCUGCCCCCCAUCCCCUCUUUGCCUACUAUGUCUGACUCCCUUCUCAACACCCCAACCCCAUCCCCACAUGGAACUCAGGAGCCCCUCCCUACCCCUGACCUCAUGAUGUUGAGGGAGCCCCAUGUUGAACUUCCAAUGAGUAACCCCGCCAUGGACCCUACCCACAGUGAUCUCACUGAAUCUAUCCACACACCUAACAACAUGCAAGGAGACCAGAACAUGGAAAUACCCACCAACCCUACCACACUUCACACCCCCACCACAGAGGAAGAGGCAAUUCUCACGCACCUAGCCAUGGUGGAGACCAAUAGAUCUAUCAUGAGCCAAAACAGCCCCCAUCACCGCACCAUCCUCCCCCAAUUCAUGCCCAUCCCAACUGGCAGCUUCCCAAAAGUGCACAUGUCACACUCAGCCCAGAUCUUUGACCACCUCAAUACCAAGGUCCUCCUUGCCUGGUUCCAGGUAGUGCAUCCCAAAUUCCUAGUUCGUGUCUUCAACCACUCUGGGAAAGAUAUCACUGAAAGAACCACGGUCAUCACUGAGCACAUAUGUAACAGUGUUGCUAUCAUAGCAAACUAUGUACACCAGGAUGCUGCUCCCAUACAAGUCUCCCCCCUGCAACCCCAAGGUGGCAGAAGCGCAAAAAAUUACCUGACCUGCUUUUUGGUCCACAAUACCUCAGAUGAGACCAAAGAGCUAAUCCUGAACCAGCACAUCUGGUCCGCCACAAACAUCACCUUUGAAGCCCUUCCUUUUGCCUGUCAACACCCCCCUGACCUCUUAUUCUGCCUAUCCGGCUUCACCACCUCCAACGUGGAAACUGUCCACAAAAUGGUUGCAGAUGUCUGGGCGCAUGAAGACAACAGACACCACAUAAAUGAUUUCUUCUCCACAAGCGAGAUUGUGGAGGAGGAACUAGUCUACAAAGCUACCAGAGACCUCAUUAGAUCCAUUUGCAUCGAGCACCUCGACUUCAAAGUCACUGGUGGCCUCUCUGUUCCCUGUUUCAACAUCUUCACUACCAGCCCAACCACCAACGCAAAGACCUGGAUGGACCUUAGAGGCUUCCUGCAUAUCCUCGAUUACCCCACUGGGCUUGACAGCUGUGGAACUGCCAUAGCGCUCCACCCAUGCCCCAUCUGUCACUCUCUUGCCCACCCGUGUGGCCUAUGCCCCUUCCCUGAAGUGCUGCUCUGGAAUGGCCCCAGAGUGAGCAACAGGACCAUGGCAAAUGGGCCAUGCACUUCCAGAAGGCUGAGAGGUGGGAGAACUGGUUGA
This is a messenger RNA of Suillus subaureus, 1296 nucleotides long. RefSeq lists its product as uncharacterized. The transcript has a single exon. The record is from RefSeq and is a predicted model, not a curated record. NCBI's taxonomy places the organism in Eukaryota, Fungi, Basidiomycota, Agaricomycetes, Boletales, Suillaceae. Bases 1 to 1296 code for a protein of 431 amino acids.